Messenger RNA from Leguminivora glycinivorella, 456 nucleotides. RefSeq lists its product as uncharacterized. The record is from RefSeq and is a predicted model, not a curated record. The transcript has 2 exons. NCBI's taxonomy places the organism in Eukaryota, Metazoa, Arthropoda, Insecta, Lepidoptera, Tortricidae. The coding region runs from base 1 to 456 and encodes 151 amino acids.
AUGAUCUUCGGGGUUAACUUCUUUAAAGCGUUCAACAUUGCGCCCGAAUUAUUUCGUCAGUACGGGAACUCGGAUUCAGACACUACCGUAGAUGAGGUAGUGCCUGACAAGCACCUUUGCUCCUUCCAGGAGUUGACUUCGGACCAACAAACUAUCGCGGACGGGAUUAUUCGUGGCUUUGAGAAUAUUUCGUUCGAGAAGAAAGGCUUAGGGCGUACUCACUUGCUCACCCAUAAGAUAGACACAGGCGACAGCCCCCCGAUCAAGCAACGUUACUACCCGAUCUCACCGCACCGGCUGAUCGAGCUUAACCGACAAUUAGACGAGAUGCUGGAGCAGGACGUGGUUGAACCUAGUACUAGUGCUUGGAAUAAUCCCACGCUGUUCACUGCUAAGUCCAACGGGGACUUGCGCUUUUGUUUGGAUAGUCGCAAAUUGAAUUCGUCAGACCUUUGA